Biomphalaria glabrata is the source of this 5500-nucleotide messenger RNA. RefSeq names its product phospholipid-transporting ATPase ABCA3-like. The transcript has 35 exons. The coding region runs from base 113 to 5269 and encodes 1718 amino acids. The record is from RefSeq and is a predicted model, not a curated record. Gene Ontology annotation, molecular function: lipid carrier activity; ATP binding; ATP hydrolysis activity. Gene Ontology annotation, biological process: transmembrane transport; lipid transport. Gene Ontology annotation, cellular component: intracellular membrane-bounded organelle; membrane. NCBI's taxonomy places the organism in Eukaryota, Metazoa, Mollusca, Gastropoda, Planorbidae.
GUGAAGCGGAUGUGACGUAAUAGAAUAAAAGAUUAAAUCUUAUCUUCUUUUGAAAGCUAGACGAUUUUAUAACAAUUUUUAUUUUCAUGGUAUUCUUAAUCCCAUUUGCGCCAUGUUAGGAUACCAGCUGAAUGCACUUCUGUGGAAGAAUUUUCUUCUUCAAUUGCGCUCCUGGAAAAGUCUUCUGGUGGAGAUCUGUAUUCCAAGUUUUAUAUUUCUGCUCAUUGUCUACAUCUUCACUAAAAAGGAGAUAAUUAUUCAAUCCAUCACUGCUGUAACUGCCAUGGAGAUAAAACAGUCCGUCGUUUGCAAAAUUCUUUACAAGCCACAUUCUCCAGUGAUUGCAGAGCUGAUCAAUGACGGCAGUGACCGUACAACUCCGACCUUCGUGCCAGUGAAAUCAUUUCAAAACACCACUGAAUAUGAAAAGUUGGAAAAAGGGUCUAGAUUCCAACCAGGCUGUUGGCGCAAAGUGGAGUUUGACCUGCAGGGAAAUGAGAAGGCUGUCCCGACUAACCUUCGGUUUAAAGUAGUGUUGAACAAUCAAUACGUGACCGAUCCCAUCUACGUACACGUAACCAUAUCACUGGGGUCUGAGUUCGAGUCUGAUUCGGAUUAUCGAGAUCAAGAGGUAAGCCAGGUGCAGUACGUCGUAACAAAGAUGUUCAUCAACUACUGGCAGAAGAAGCGCAAGACGAACAAGUUCGUGGCCACGGAGGCGUUCUACACGUCAAGCCUGCCGGAACGGAUCACCAUCUCGCCCCGCAAUCAGGCGCUCUCCGCCCUGGACGCUUUCUUCCCUUUCCUGUAUAUCGGUUUGGCUGUAUUCGCCGGAAGCUACGUGGUGGAGGAGAAAGAAAGUAGAUUAAAGGAAGCCAUGAAACUGAUGGGCUUAAAGACGUUCUCGUUUUGGUUCAGCUGGUUCUUGACGUCCUUCAAGACUGGCUUCUUCAUCUGUUUACUAUUCAUGAUCUUUCUGAAGUGGACCGGGUACACCAACGGCAACAUCCUGUCCAGCAGUUCAGGGUGGAUCCUUUUGUUCAUGAUCAUCUACGCCAUCGACGCCAUCAGCUUCUCCUUCAUGCUGACCUGUUUCAUCAACAAAGCCAGGAACUUUGUUAUCUGUGCCGUGGCUCUUUACUUUUCAUUGACCCUUGGGGCACCGAUCCUCUCUUCGUAUCUCUGUGGUAAAGUUUCCGCCCAUGUCGGAGGUCUCUUGUUUUUCCAGUUCGCCGCUCAACAUUUCAAGACCAUGUUUAUCAACUUUGAAUGGCGGGAGGUCGGCGUGAUAUCUGAGAAGCUGAAUGUCUACGAGGUGUUACCAUAUCUUCACUUCAUCGACACCCUGAUCAUGUUCAUCACCAACACCCUCUUCAACUGUAUCAUCAUCUGGUAUGUGUCCAAUAUCUUCCCAGAGGAAUAUGGUGUCCCUCAACCAUACAAUUUCUUUCUGAAGAAAUCCUACUGGUGCCCACCUACUGAAUCCGAAGAGUCCAUCCCGGCAUUAUCUGGGAUGGACGAAAGAUACUUUCAGCCGGCCAGCAAGAAUCUUACUCCAGGAAUUCAGAUCCGUGGCCUGAUAAAGGUAUUUGACAAGAAGGUGGUAGUUGCAGGCAUUGACUUGGACUUAUUUGAGGAUCAAAUCACAGUCCUUCUGGGCCACAACGGAGCAGGGAAGACAACUACAAUUAAUAUGCUCACUGGCUUCCUGAAACCUACCAAAGGCACAGCUAUAGUGAACGGAAUAGACCUCACCAAAAACUUGACCAAAGCGCGAGAAAAUUUCGGCCUGUGUCCACAGCACGAUAUCUUAUUUUCUCGACUAACAUGUAAUGAGCAUUUGUCUUUCUACAGCCAACUUCGUAAUCAGUACCACAGAACCAGGACCGCUGAGGAGGCCGAAGAUUUACUCAAAGCGUUGCACAUUUACGACCACCGAACAAGUUACUCCCAAGUACUGAGUGGGGGACAGAAAAGAAAACUCUCCGUCGCCUGCGCUUUCAUUGGCAACACCAAGUGCAUCUUUCUUGAUGAGCCUUCCUCUGGCCUUGACCCAAGCGCUCGACGUGAACUCUGGGACUUCCUGAAAACCAAACAAAAAGGGCGGACAAUUCUUCUGACAACACACUACAUGGACGAGGCAGACGUCCUGGGAGAUAGGAUCGUCAUCAUGGCAGAAGGCGUCAUCAAGUGUUGUGGAACUCCAAACUUCCUCAAGAGAAUCUACGGUACUGGAUACCAGCUGACGAUUGAAAAGAAGCCAGAUUGUAGCGUUAAGAAAGUAACCAGUAUGAUACAGAGCCAUAUCCCUGAGGGUCGAUACAUGCAAGAGACUCCGACUGAGAUCUUCUACAUUCUUCCAGACGAAGAGGUUCCAUUGUACUCCAGGCUUCUCUUUGAAAUGGAAAACAACAAAGUCGAACUUAAGAUCAGCACCUUCGGUCUGACAGCUACUUCGCUGGAGGAUGUCUUUAUAAGAGUCGGUGAAGGUUUUGAACCAAAUCGCUUUGAGGUCAAGCCGCCUGCUCAUAGGAUGACAGUUGAUUAUAUGGCACUGCACGCCAGUCACCACCGAGAAUCCUCGGUAGAUUGUGAGCCCUUAUUCGACAUGACAGCAACAAAUAGAGCGUCUAUUCCUGGCGUAGUGCCUAUAGAGGAUAAAACUGCUAGCAAUCAGGCAGGAAGUGAAGAGGUUAAAAGAGUUGACACGCCAACUGAACCUGAAACAGAAACGAAUUUGAGCGUCAAAGUGGGGUCCGAUACUAUACAAGUCAUUAAAAGUAAGCAAUCUUUGAGAUCCUCCGUUGAGACGAUUGAAAUUUUCGAGCACAUGACCAACUACACUAAGCUGGAGAGGAUUCAGCUGUUUAUACAGCAGGCCAAGGCCAUCUAUUUUAAGAAGUUCCUCCUCUUUAGGAGAAACUGGGGGACUUCCCUCUUCCUUAUCCUGCUGCCGAUGUUUCUGACGUCCUUGGGAAUCAACCAGCGCCUGGGAUCCCAGAGGAAGGCCAAGUCUCCGGACUUGCUGUUCACUGUCAAGCGCUUCCCACCUGACUUGAGAUACCUAGUCUUCUAUAAGAGCGACGAUUUUCACCAAGUGUCGGACCAUUACCGUAUUAUGAUAAUGGAAAAGAAGGGCGUUGUUGAACAUUUCGAUCUAGAACCAGACGAUACAACGGAAAAUGUCACCGCCAUACUUCACGGGUUGAUGGAUAAAAUAGGCUACAUAAUGUUCCGAGAGAAAUAUCUUUUUGGUCUUAUCGAGAUGAAGCAUCUGCAAGAUCCUUACUCAUCCAAACCGACUCGUGUGCCAGCAGCCAUAGUUCUUUACCAGCGGAGAAUCCCUCACGGGGAGAAUAUUGCGACGCAAUUGGCUCUGGACGCUUGGGUCCGCAGUGCACUUGGGUCUGAAUUCUCUGUUCAGGCCGGACUUCGAGAUUAUUCGACAUCUGCCAGCAGCGAAAGCUUCGGUGGAGGAGAGUUCAUGAUAACACUGUUGUGUAUAACCUUCUCAGUGGUCCUGGUCCCAGUAAUGAUGAUGUUCUCACUGACUCAGGAGAGAGCGAUAGGUUCAAAACAUCUCCAGGAUCUGACCGGUGUCAAUCCAGUCGCCUACUGGCUGGCCACGUACAUCUUCGACUCCUCUGUCUAUUUACUGAUCGUCAUGUUGAUAGUGAUGUCCCUCCAGCAGGAACCGGUCAUUUACGAUAACCAGACUCGAGGGUUCGUCAUGUACAUUGUACUCAUGAUCUACGGCCAAGCCUUUUUCCCAUACCUCUAUGCGCUUCAGUUCUACUUUGAGAACCCGACAAAAGCUUCGAUCACUUUGAUGAUGGCGUCAUUGUUGAUUGGAUUUACUGCAUUUUUCUCAAUUGAAACAUCUCUGAAAAGUCUUUCUGAUUGGGGCGUCGUCUAUUUCAUGCACAUCCUCAUUAUAUUGUUGGCUCCUUGCUAUUUGCUUCUAAUGUCUGGAUUCCUGACCUUUUGGAUAUAUCAUCGCCAGGAUGAGCAAGAAGACCCUCCCAGUUUACUUCAGUUCUUACGAUAUCGAGACAGGGGAAGAAGCAUCUUAAACGCCCUGAUAGAGAUGGCGGUCCUUGCGGUCUUGGCUUGGGCUGUUCUCUUUCUUAUAGAGUUUCGCAUUUAUAGAUUGAUCAGAUACAAGCUAAUGCCUUAUUUGAAUCCUGAGACUCCAAAAGAUUCGGAUAAUUUUAAAGAGGAUGAUGAUGUCAUACAAGAGAGGCAACUCAUUUACACGACAGACAAAGCUACUCUCUUCCUCCGAAAUGCUCUGGUGCUGGAGGACGUCCACAAAUGCUUUUUUUCGGGGAUAAGCUGCAAGCCUUUCGUGGCCGUCUACAACACGUGCCUCGGGGUCACGCGGAAGGAGUGUCUGGGUCUUCUGGGUCAGAACGGUGCAGGAAAGACCACUACCUUCAGGAUUAUUACAGGUCGGGAAGUUAUUACUUCUGGAAACGUUUACGUGGAGGGCCUGAGUGUGAAAACAUCUUUUCAAUCGAUUAAGAGUUUUCUGGGAUACUGUCCUCAAGAGGAUGCUCUGCACGACACGCUGACAGGCCGAGAGACGCUCUACCUCUACGCCAGGAUAAGGGGAGUGCCUGAAAAAUCUCUGAAAUCUGUUGUCCAGGCAGUCGUUGACUUUAUCUCCCUUGGGCCUCAUGUAGACAGAAUUUCAAAAUACUAUAGUGGCGGAAACAAACGAAAACUAUCACUGGGGAUUUCAGUUAUUGGUAAUCCUAAAUUGAUAGUGCUGGAUGAACCCACCGCUGGGAUGGACCCUGUGGCCAGACGCAAACUCUGGGACGUGUUGCACCUGAUUCGUGCGUCUGGGAAGACGCUGGUACUGACGUCACACAGCAUGGAAGAGUGCGAGGCUCUCUGCACGCGUAUUGCGAUCAUGGUUCACGGCCGGAUCAUUUGCCUCGGCAGCCUGCAGCACCUGAAGAGCAAAUAUGGCCAGGGCUACACCGUCGUUCUCCAUGCCUCCAAGAACCCAGACGUAGAAGAGAAGCUUUUUGACGAUGCUAAACAGCACAUCCUGACUACCCUCAAAGAUUCAAAGCUUUUCUCAGAGCAAGAAGGUUACGCUGACCUUCACGUCCCAGAGACCACGCCCCUGUUCUUCAUCUUUCAAACUCUGGAGGAUGCCAAAACUAGGUUCAGCUUCGAGCACUACACUGUAGAGCAGAACUCCCUGGAGCAGAUCUUUCUGAGAAUCUUAAAGAUGAAAGAGACGCACCAGAUGUGAGAUUUGAACCUUUGAGGAACACAUUGAUGUUCACACGAUGUAUAGAAUGGCAAUGUGCAUGAAGCGGAAGAAAGACUUUUGUUUCCUAGGGGUUUGAACAAGUUUGUUUUUUUUUUGGUGAGAUUAAUAUGACUAUUUUUUUUUUAAUAUUUUUAUUCCUUGAACUAAAUGUUGAACAAUUGUUACCUUUACCUGCUUUGCGCUGGGACAAAAUAAAUGUGUACGAAACGG